CGCGUCUCGUCCAAUCAGCGGGCUCGGAGCGCGGUUUGAAGGGCGGUGCUGCCGCUGUAGGUCCAGAGGAGGAAUGUUCGGAGGGAGUUUCACUGGCGAGCUCUGACUGAACCACGACGCGAUAAAAACAUGACUAAUUCCAAAAUAUGACGUAUUACCUGGAAUAUUAUGACCUGGUGUUUAAAUUAAGUCAGGGUUUAUUUGUUUACAUUCCAUUUUUAGAUAACCCACUCGCAAAAACAAAAGUUAACCGAUUGGUAGUUUUGGCUAGCUAGGGAGUAAUCGAUAGUAAUGGCUUUGAUAGCCACGGAGCAUGGCUGCAAAAUGAACGGAACGUCGGUGAUAUAUGGCCGAGUAGGGCCGAGAAAAGACGGCUUCCACGGAAAGGUGGACGCUCCCAAGAGCGGACAACCGAAGGAGGGCGAAUAUUCAACAGAUGGACUGCCCAAAGCGUUCCUGCACAGCCUGAGGACCCUGUUUGACAUCCUGGAUGACGGCGGUAGAGGAUACGUCCACAUAUCCGAAAUCGAAAGCCGCUGGCAGGGCGCUGACACCCGGGAGCUGCCCGGUGGCGUGUUGAGUUGCCUCCGCCGGGUCACACCUCCGCACGGCUGCCUCACAUUCGAACGUUUUGUCGCGGGGCUCCGCUACUCCAUGCUCAACCCGGAGAACCACCUGAAAGCCCAGGCCGCCGUGCACCCUCAGCAGGCUCCGAAGCAGACCCAGAAACCAGCACCGUUGUCCGCAUGCAACGUCGGGACCAGGGUGGAAAACAAGGUCCGUCCGCUUGGGCCGAGCAACGUCACCAACAUCCAGCCUCAUCGCGCAUUGAUGAGUCGAGCCAGGCCGGAUGAAUUAGCUGGCUACCCGGCGUGUGGACCGGUGAGGUACGGUGCCGGGUACGAGAGGCCUGGAAGGAGCUUGGAGCGGAUUCCUGCCGCUCAGGAGGGGGGCACUGGUAGUGGUGGAUGCUACCGGGUGGAGCCGGGUCAUGUCUCCAAAGCAUCACAGCCCCAGCAGAGCCGGGUCAGGUCCAUCGAGUCUCUGGCCCUGGAAUCACCUCAGCUCCAAGGACCAGGUGUCGUCAAAUCGAAUUUGCCCAGAUCCCAGAGCGAGUCGGCGACGGGAUUCACGGGAGGAUCCAGGCGACACGGGCGCACCCGAGACGAGCAGCGGCGGCACACCAUAUCCAACGGAGUAGAUUACGAAAUGCUGAAGCAAAUGAAGGAGCUGGAGCAGGAGAAGGACUCGCUGCUGGCGGGCCUGGAGGUCGUGGAGCGGGCCCGCGACUGGUACCAGGGCCAGAUCCACAGCGUCACAGAGAGACAGCGGCAGGUUGGGCAAAGCUCCCAGUGCACGGACCUUUUCACCGAAGCCAACCAGAGUCGCAUCAAUGUUCUUAUUCCUAAACUACAAGAAGUCAACCGCUGCCUCAACGACCUCAUUUGCUGCACCGGAAUGGCGUCAUUCCCCUCCAACGGUGCUCAGACGGCGACGAGCUCGCAGCCUCCAGUUCCAGCCCCCCCACAAGCCAUCCAGCGAUUGAAGGACCAGAACCGACUUCUCACGCAGGAGGUGACGGACAAGAGCGAGCGCAUCACCCAGCUGGAGCAGGAGAAGUCGGCCCUGAUAAAGCAGCUCUUUGAGGCCCGCGCCCGCAGCGUCCAGGACACCAGCACCAUGGACUCCACCUUCAUCUGACCCUCACAUGGGAAAGGCGGAGCCAAGCAUUUGUAAGGUCGAAGCAAACCCUCGUUUACCCAGGCGGUGCACCUUUUUGACACGCAAACACACCUUUUGACUGCAACCUGUAACCACUCCACACAAGCGCGUCAUGCACGGCUGAGACACUCCAACUUUAAGUUUUUCCUUACUUCCUGCUGCUCAAACACCAUAGGAAACUACCACUUUUGCAAAAAUAUAUAUAUACAGUAUAUAUUUUUACAGUUAAAUGGCUACAAAUAUGCUCCUGCAUCUAAAGUUGAUGUCCUCUUAUCUCCACUUUGAGUCUUUUCAGCCCUGAAGGUUUUGAUCUUUUAGCUGCAUGUUAUAUUUUGUGUUACAAAGCCUGUACAUGAAUUCUGCAAUGUUGUAGCAAGAUGGCGGGGGGGGGAGGUCAAUCAACGCGAUCCAGAGGUGGACGAGAGACUUUUAGAAAGUUUGCACGUGGAGGAAAGUGUGUGGGGGGAUGACGUGGUGUCAGAAGCUAAAACACUCUUUGGGGCUAAAUGUGACGUAUUGGUCCUCUGGAGAGAUGAUUAGCACGUCAAAGCUAAAGCUAAACACGUCGCCAUCUGCAUCUUUAGCUACCACUAGUUUGUGGAUGGCAGUAUAACAAACUCAAAUCAACUGUGGUAAGUGUAUGGUACUGUUGGGGGGGGGGUCUGCAUAUAAUGUAGUUAUAUAGCAUUGAAUGUUUUCUUUUUUUGCUGCUCAAGGUACAUCACGCAAGUGAAACUCUCCCCCACCCCACCACCCGCCAGCCCUUUUCUAUUACUAGUACUUUGAAUGAAAUGUCAAACAAUAAAUAAGAGCAAACAGGGUAACCAAA
This is a messenger RNA of Doryrhamphus excisus (bluestripe pipefish), 2551 nucleotides long. It is a transcript of the gene sapcd2, whose product is annotated as suppressor APC domain containing 2. Lineage: Eukaryota; Metazoa; Chordata; Actinopteri; Syngnathiformes; Syngnathidae. The record is from RefSeq and is a predicted model, not a curated record.